Molecule: messenger RNA, 2229 nt
Organism: Paramecium tetraurelia
Lineage: Eukaryota; Ciliophora; Oligohymenophorea; Peniculida; Parameciidae
Exons: 3
Source: RefSeq, a predicted model, not a curated record
AUGCAAGUUCACACCGACAAAAGUCCUGCUAUUCGAACAACCAAGUCUCGAGUGACGGUUUCCCCCAAUUCCAUCAAGUCUAUUCCCAUAACGCAUAAGGUGAUUAAUCGCAUCAUGGUUCCCAUUUACUUGAGAGAGUAACAGUAGCAACAAUAGCAAUAACCUCAAAAUCCAGAUGUGAUCAGAUUGUAACAGGAAUUGGAAAUGUGGAUCCAGCGAUAUCGAGAAUUGGAACAACUCUACUAAGGACACAAGAACCACCUAGUUAUUAUCACGUAAUACCAGGAACGCAUCGAUAUGUUGGUUCAGGAGAAUCAUCAGAUGUCUCUGAUUUUGGAGGCACGCAUCCAAGAAGUGCAAUAGUGGGAGAGAAGUUACUAUGAGUUGCAAUAACAAUUGCAGUACACUCAAACGAAUAGAGAAUCCGAAUUUCAAAUUCAAAUUAAUUAAUACUCCAAUGUGAUUGCAAGUUACGAAAAGAAUAUUAAUGAAUUGAAAUCCACUCUGCAAUUGAACCAAUAAGAAGCCUUGCAAUGGAGAGAGCGUUGCGAUUAUUUGUAGAAGGAACAAGAGAAUUUGAGAUAGUACUAUGAGAAUCAACGAUAGCAAGAUGCUGAAAUACUCAUUCAGAGUGCAGAUCAACAACGUCAACAAAACGAGAGUGAGGUUUAUAAGUUGAGGAAUCAAUUGGACAUGAGAAUGAAAGAACUUGAAUAAUUUAAGUAAUAAAAUCACCAAUUAGAACAGACUCUCAUUGAGGUGGGAUCUAGUCAAUAGAAUUAUGAAACCAAAUUGUUGCUAUUGACUCAAGAGAUUGAAAAUAGCAAUGAUGUAUUCUAGAAGAAGGCCUAGCAAUUUGAAAUAACAAAAAAGAGGAAUUAGGAAUUGGAAUAAGAAAAUUAGAUAUUGAGAGAACAAUAUGAUCAGUUUGCUUAAUAGUUAGAUUUCUAUAGACAGAAGUACGAGCAGGAAGUCUUGAACCAAAGGAAACAGGAGAGUUCCAAAUUGGACAGAGAACGAACAUUGUCAGAGGAAAUGAAAAGAAUCCAAUUACAAAUUGAGGAGAGAGACAGGCGAAUCAAACAAUUGGAAGUCUAGAUCCAAGCCAAUUCCUAAUAUUAGUCAUAAUUGAUUUAAUUGGAAGACUAGUGCUAACUCUUUUAGCAGGAGAUUGAGAGAUUGAAUGGUUAGGUCAGAUAGAAGGAAUAAUAGAUACAAUAAAUGCAAUUGCAUAAUGAGUAAACUUAAUAGAAGCAUUACAAAAAUGAAAAUACUUUGAUCAAAAUUCAAAACGAGUAUUAAUAGUUAAUCAUCUAAUAAACAACCUAUCAAAACAAUAUAGAAUAGAUGCAACGAGUCAAAAUGCAAUUGGAAGAGAGAAUCAUUUUAUUGGGAAGUGAAAUUGAGAGAUUAAAUGAUAUUUAAAGAUAAUUGAUGAACGAACUUGAUCAGAAUGUUAGGACUAGAAGAAAUGAAAAUGAAACAAUCAAUACAGAGAGGUAGAAAUACUCAAUCAUUAUUGAAUAACAAUCUAGGGAAUUAUCAGAAUACAAACUAAAACUUAAUUAAAUUGAGUUGAUUAGAAGUCAGUCAGAUCAAUUGAAGUCAGAUAAUGAUAGAUUGAAUCAAUUAUUAAGACAUUUGUAGAAUGAGAAUGAAUAAUGGAGAUAAAAUUAUAAUAAAUUGGAAGAACAAUUAUAAUAGGAUUACGAGACUAAAAUCAUUAUGUUAUCAUAGGAAAUCGAAAGGCUGUCUAUUUUGAUCAAUGAGAGAAGUACUGAGAUGGAAACCAAUAGAAGGAAGGUCACUAUUUUAGAAGAAGAGUUGAGUAAGAAAAGAUAUAGUUAAGAGGAAAAAUUGGCUAUGCUUACUAGUGAAAUUGAGAGACUUAACCUAUUAAAUCUAUCCUACUCUGAACAAAUUGAAAUGCUCAAGACUAAGUUGAUAAAGCAGGAUUCCUCAGAUCUUCUAUUAUUGAGAGAGAAGAACUUGUAUCUGAAUCAGGAGAUUGAACGCUUAUAAAAUUUAGUUGAAGAUCUCAAUAAGGAAUUGGAAAUCUAUAGACUCAAAUAUGCUGACCAAUUUGGAGUCGGAUCCAAGUAUGAAGAAUUGCUUCUCUAUUUAUCGUUGUAUAAAGUAGAAAUCGAGAGUUUGCGUGCAUAAUUGACUGAUAAAGAAAAGGAAGUCAAUGAUAUGCGUAGAUCGUAAUUAGCUCCUUAUAGAAGGUGA